CUUAUUAUCGCCAUGGCGAGAUUUAGACGACAUUCGAUCUGUUCCCCUGCUGGCCCCCGCUCCAACGUGUCUUGAAGCCGCCGCUGGAUUUGUUCCCUGGUAUACUGCGCUGCGCCAAGAUGGUGAUGGAAUUGGCUGGGGUGCAAACAGGGGAGAGGGACAUCUGGGCUGACCAAGAUGCCAGGGCUCAGGAAUUCGAUGAGCACACCCUGAUCGCGCGUGUGUUUUGAGAUUUAUUUAUAUCAAAGCUUUGUCCGGUUUGUCCCAGUUACGUUGUCUUCGUAUGAGACUACUUACAUCGUGGUGGUCAUGACUAUGGAGCAGCCAAUGCUAUGGCACCCUUCUACAAUGUCGUCCGGCAAAACUGGCGUAUGUUUACUCCUCUGGAGAGACGCGAUAUAGCUAUCUAUAUAUUGGGUAUCAUGCUGUACAAACUUGGCUUAGAGGCGUUCAAUGGAUCUAUCGUGACUCUUGCCACGAACAAAUACGACUACGAUGCCUACAUCACCCACACUCCUCCAAAAACAUUCCAACGCGUUGGGCUCAUGGUAGGCCUUAAUCAGGCUUGUCAGUGUGUCGGAUCUAUCUUGAUCGCCCCUCUGAUACGAAGAUUUCCUGCGCGGAUAGUGUUGGCUGCGGGAGUUCUCGUGUUUGGCAUUCUCAGUGCCCUACUUCUCGUCAUCGAUGCUAGUACAGGGGGAACAUUUGCCCCAGCAUCCUUCCGUAACAAUCAUCCGGAACAUGACUUUCAUUACUACGGCCGCUACAACACGGACGGCAUUAUUCCUGUCUACUGUGUGGCUGGAAUUGCAUACGGUAUGGUUGAAUUGAUACGUCGAGUAAUUCCUCGCGAUCUUGUUGGUGGCCACGUUCAGAAGUUGCGCCAGCUGGAUGCGCUGGUGCAUAUCUUUUACGAGGUAUCCGGAACCGCUGGCGCGUUCUGCACUGCUCUCGCUUUGAUUCCUUAUUUUGGCAACAACUACUCUUUUUUGAUUACGCCUGUUUGUUUUGGGCUCGCGGCCAUUGUAUGGUUUUUCCUCUCGGACUGUGGGUUCCAAACCCAACGUGCCGAAGUUCUUGAAAACCAGCCUCCAUAUAUCCAGGCGGUGGUGGUGGGAUUCUGGCUUUUUCUGGAGUCAAUUUGGACGGGUGCGCGCAUCCUCUUCACUUCUCGCAAGUUUAUCUGGCUAGUGCCCGGAUACGCCAUCGCGUUGUACGCCCACCGCUACCUUGAGAAUAGUGUAGCUCCCGCGAUCGCUCGUCGCUACUUUGGGAACGCCGCGUGGUCGCAGAUCAUUGUGGGCGGCUCGAAUCUAGGAGAGCUUCUCGGCGCAUUGUUUGUCAUUCUAUUCGCCAACCUCGUCCAUACCCCGAUCCCCUGGCUACGGCUGGACGCGAUUAUGUUGCUUAUAACCUGGUAUCUGCCCUUCUGGCGUCCACCACCUUCGCAAGUUUCCAUGGCUUGGAUCGCCGCCGCCACCUUUCUGCCCAUCUCUUUCGGCUGGGCAGCAGGUGACGUAUCCUUAGCGGCUUACAUCCAAGCAGCGCUUGCACGGGUCGAGUCGAAGACAAAGAACGUCUCGUCUCUGGGCGCAGUCAUGGCCUUUCUUUACUCCACAUACAUUGUUCUCUACGCAAUCACAUCUCCCAUUCUCGGCAGUUACAUUGACCACGUCUACGCUCGAACCGGCGGCUCAGAAGGAGGCGGCAACAUUUACGAAGCGAUCCGAAAUAUCGCCAGUGUCCAGUUUACUGUGAUAUCCGUCCUGGUCUUCCUCGCUACAUUUGUACCGUGGGGGUCCUGGGCGUUGAAUCCUGGAAUGCUUCACAAAGAGGAUUUAUACCAUGAAUUACCUGGAUUAGGAAAGUCGACAUCAAAAGACAAGUGCGCAACGUGAAGAGCAGUGUUUUAGUGUAGAGGGAAAAUCCCUAUUUUGUUUCUACCAAUUAA
Aspergillus ochraceoroseus IBT 24754 is the source of this 1951-nucleotide messenger RNA. RefSeq lists its product as uncharacterized. Bases 333 to 1898 code for a protein of 521 amino acids. Lineage: Eukaryota; Fungi; Ascomycota; Eurotiomycetes; Eurotiales; Aspergillaceae. The transcript has a single exon. The record is from RefSeq and is a predicted model, not a curated record.